GUUAAAUAACAUUUGUUGAAAUGGCAGGAUAUUCAAGUUCCUCCUACAAUUUAACAAGCUAUGAAGAACUGUUCUUUAAUAUGACAAUAGAGGAAAAGGCUAGAACAGCUGCGUUUUUAAAUCAUUUACUUAACGAAAAAUUAGAGUUUAAAAGGUGCCAAGACGAAGUAGAAGACAUUAAACAAUCUACACAAGAAUGCCUGGAAUUAUUUUGUUCAACAUUAGGAAAAUUGAACCCGGCUUUUAAGGUAGGCAGGGUUUUUCCAGUUGGGAGUAUGGCUGAAGGCACGCGCAUUGUUGAACCCAGCGAGUUCGAUUUCAUCGUGGCUUUGAAAGAAUGGUCAGGAAAUGUGGAUGUGAAGAGAAUAACGCAUGCUGGUGGAUGGAUACGAAAAAGAUUUAAGCAUGAAGAGGCAUUACAAACAUUCCCAGUUGUGAAACAAGAACACGCUUUAAUAAAGUUUCCAAAUAAAGAAGGGUACAAAGGAAACAGUGAUAUAUGUGCCUUCCUCGAUAAAGCCAAUGGAUCGUUUUGGGACUAUAAACACUAUGAAAAGAAAAUAUUUACGAAUGCAUUUGAAGCAUGCAAAGAGGUACGCAUUGAAAAAUCUUCUGGAAUAAUGAUGUUCAACGGAUCACCUGAUUUUCACGGUCCUGUUUACAGUGUUGAAAUUAUGUGGAAACCGAAGAAUGAUCACUCACCAUCUUUAAAGGUGGAUGUUGAUAUUGCUCCAGCAAUAUUCGUUGAGGACGUUAGAAAGGUAUUUUCUGAAAAAGAUGUGUAUGGGUUGUCAGAAAGAAAUACAAAAAAGAUCUUGGAGGUCAACAGUUUUUUGCUGAUGCCAGCAAGAAAAUGCUUUGAGAGCAUGAUGCACUAUCAAUUUGCCUUCACAAACACAGAAGUAGAACUUAUCCAACAGCUCUCAGAAACUCAUAAAAACUGUAUAAAACUUCUGAAGUUUUUCUUUCGUGACCAUACAGUGAUAUCCUCUUUCAUCCUGAAGACGUGUGUCCUCAUACAUAGCGGCAACUGUGACUCCAAAGACAGUGAAUAUGAAUGUCUCUUCGAUGUCUUAAAAGUCUUAGUAAGGGGCCUUCCGAUACUCGAUAAAAAGGUUGGAGGUAGGCUGGGGUUUUGUAAUCUUUUCAUGGAUUCAAAUCUGAUUCAGCAGCGACUUUAUGAGCCAGUCGAGGUAAACAGGAUUCGACAAUACAUGUUGGACAUAAUGACAACUUUGAUUGAAAUUGGAAAACACACCUCUCCAAAUUCAUUCAACGUUGGUUAUGCACGUUGUAAAAGUCUUACCCGGGCUGAAUCAAAACAAGAUGAGAAACAACCCUAUACGACUGAAGACAGUAUUAUCGACGCUGGAAUGUAUAAACUUAGAAUGUAACAUUAAUUUUUAAAUAUUAUUCUAUCACAGGGUGGUGCAUGAAUCAGCAUUGAUCAACCAAUAGCAUGGAACAACGAUUGUAUUUGAGCGUUUGUUUUCGUUCAUUGAAAUAUUAAGUGUUUUGUGUACCUUUGAAAUCUUAAAAGAUGUGAUAUAUAUGUUGUU
This is a messenger RNA of Mya arenaria, 1559 nucleotides long. RefSeq lists its product as uncharacterized. The transcript has a single exon. Lineage: Eukaryota; Metazoa; Mollusca; Bivalvia; Myida; Myidae. The record is from RefSeq and is a predicted model, not a curated record. The coding region runs from base 21 to 1394 and encodes 457 amino acids.